Molecule: messenger RNA, 2050 nt
Organism: Gloeophyllum trabeum ATCC 11539
Lineage: Eukaryota; Fungi; Basidiomycota; Agaricomycetes; Gloeophyllales; Gloeophyllaceae
Exons: 13
Coding region: 104-2050 (648 amino acids)
Biological process (GO): regulation of actin filament polymerization
Cellular component (GO): site of polarized growth; cortical actin cytoskeleton; plasma membrane
Molecular function (GO): actin filament binding
Source: RefSeq, a predicted model, not a curated record
CACCGUUACUGCAUCGCAUACAACAGCGAGCUGCGGGCGCGGUUCGACGCGGUAUAAAGCGAUAGCAUAAGGCGAAAAUCACGCGUAGGACAGAGCGACCGACAUGUCUCUUCAGGUCAAUCUCUCCAGCAAGGACCUUUACCAAGCGUAUCAAGACGUCCUCAACUCAAAAGGGAUAGACUGGGCCAUCUUCACUUAUGACAAGGGCACGAAUGACCUGAAAGUGCAAGCGACAGGCGAUGGCGGUCUGGAGGAGUUGCAGGAGGAGUUCUCCGAUGGCAGGAUGCAGUACGCUUUCGCCAGGGUCAUAGAUCCAAAUAGCAAGCUUCCAAAAUUCGUGCAGAUCAAUUGGUGUGGUGAAGGUGUACCGGUAGCUAAGAAGGGUCUAUUCCAUACGCACUCUAGCUCUGUGGCCAACUUCCUGCGCGGGACCCAUGUUGUUAUCAACGCGCGUAAUGAAGCUGAUGUCGAGCCUGCGCUCAUCAUGUCUCGUGUCGAAGCUGCCUCGGGGGCCAAAUACUCCGUCCAGAACGAGAAAGCCCGGAAGUUAGAGCCCAUCGGCCCCGUCGGUACCAACUACAUGCCAGUAGGGCGGCCCGACAUCGCCGCCAUCCGCAAGGGCGCUCCUGCCUCCAGCGCGCCGGCCCCUGCUGCGAGUAAACCCAGCCUUCCUAGUACUGCGCGACCCGUUCCCAGUGCACCGCGCGCGGUUCCCCCAGCCCCUAACGUCGUGAAGGCUCCAGAGGAUGACUGGGAGCCUGCCAAGCCGGCCGCUGCAGCGGCGCCCCCGCCCCCUCCAGCUGCGACGCGACCACCUGCUGUAUCCAGUGCUCCCCGUCCCACUCCUUCUUCACCUCCCCCGGUAACCUCAUCCAACGUGCCGACCAAGCCCGCCGAGGAAGAUCGCAUCGCACCCGUCGGCACUGCCUACACCCCCAUCAAACUCGCGCCAAAGAAGCUCAAGAACCCCUUCGAGGCGAUGCAGGCCAAGGCGAUGGAGGAGCAGCAGAAGCAGAACUACCAACGCGCUGCCCCCACCCCGAGCGGCGGCAAGAAGCUCACGUGGAGCGAGCGGCAGGCAAUGGCGAAGAAGCAGGCGCAGGAGGAGGAGGUACGGAGCAAGGCCGCGGGAUGGCAUCCCUCCGCCGCUGCAAGCCCCGCAACGGUGGCGGCAGCCGUUGGGGGUGUCGGCGCGGGGGCGCUGGGCGCGGCCAUCCUGAGCAAGGAGGAGGAGGAACAGGACGAGUGGGAAGCUCCCCCGCCGCCUCCGCAUCCGCCAGCUGCUACGAGGCCUCCACCACCUCCUGCCGCACCUCAGCCAGAACCCGAGCCGGAAGUUGAGGAAGCUGCUCCUCCGCCACCCCCUCCCCCACCGCCACCGCCUCCAGCCCCUGCACCUCCAGUGGCUCAGAUGGCCGCCCUCAGUGUCGAACCUGAGCCUGAGCCGGAACCCGAACCUGAGCCAGAGCCAGAGCCAGCGGCGGUGGAAGAGCCCGCCCCAGCGCCCCCUCACAGUAGUCAGCGCGGUCAAGGUAUCUGUGCUGUGGUCCUGUACGACUACGAGGCUACGGAGGACAACGAAAUGAACUUGACCGAAGGUGAGAUGAUUGAGCAGAUUGAACAAAUCGACGAGGGAUGGUGGGCUGGCGUGGGGGAUGGCGGGUCGAAGAGCGGGUUAUUCCCCGCCAAUUAUGUAGAGAUUAUUGAGCAGCCAGAAGAAGCUGCUGAAGAGGAAGCAGCGGCGCCCCCGCCACCGCCCCCGCCGCCUCCGCCUCCGCCUCCUCCUCCUCCUGCGCCUGCUGCCCCGGCCGAGCCGCCUAGGCCGCCCACGCCUGAGGUUGAGCCCCAACCGGGGCCGGCAGCGGCCGACGCAGGUGUCGUGGCCAUUGCCCUAUACGACUACGAAGCUGCUGAGGAUAACGAACUUUCGUUCAGAGAGGGCGAUCGCAUCACGGAAAUCGAAGCCGCUUCCGAGGAUUGGUGGCAGGGGAGGGAUCAGCAUGGGAAUGUCGGCUUGUUCCCUGCGAACUAUGUGGAGGUACAGGAGUAG